Molecule: messenger RNA, 4038 nt
Organism: Pelobates fuscus (common spadefoot toad)
Lineage: Eukaryota; Metazoa; Chordata; Amphibia; Anura; Pelobatidae
Gene: ADAR
Product: adenosine deaminase RNA specific
Exons: 16
Coding region: 1-3528 (1175 amino acids)
Biological process (GO): RNA processing; adenosine to inosine editing
Cellular component (GO): nucleolus; cytoplasm
Molecular function (GO): double-stranded RNA binding; tRNA-specific adenosine deaminase activity; double-stranded RNA adenosine deaminase activity
Source: RefSeq, a predicted model, not a curated record
AUGCGUCAUCACGUCCCAUGCCGCCGUUGCCGCGCGAGUUCCUUGCUCGCACGCCGAGCCGUGCUGCCCCGGAAGCGGAAAUCAACCCACCGGAAGAAGUGUCUUGUGUGGACAAAGGAAGAGAGCUGCUGGUCGCUGCCACCACGGGGUCGGGCCGUCUCUUGCGUGAGUGGAGAGCAGCCCGCGGCUCCCUCUAUAACUUUCGCUGGGCGUAAGGAAUAUCUUCCGGACGCCGUUCGAGCACAGCAAAGAGAUUUUCAGUUAGGAAACCGCGCAGACUUUGAUGUGAAUGUUCCUGCUUUUACCACAUACCGAACACCACCAAGAUUCACAUAUCAACAAAAGUAUUCACCGCAGCCCUAUUCAUUUCACCCUCCUCGGCCAAGUUAUCAGCCACGACCUCGGCCAAGUUAUCAGCCACGUCCUCAGCCUAUUUAUCCUGGACGUACUGUUACCAACUUGUCAGAUAACUUUAAGCAACUCUCUGUAUCCUCCACUCCUCUUGAAAAAGAUUUACUGAGGGUCCUAAGAGAGUUAAGAGGUGAAUCCUGCACAGCGAAACAUUUGUCCAGGCUCCUCCACGUGGAAAAAAAGAACAUAAAUCAUCAUCUCUACAUUUUAUUUAAGAGGGGUGUGGUCCACAGGGAAGGUGAGACACCACCGUACUGGAGUUUAGUAAAUAGUGGUGGCUAUCCUACACAGUGUCAAAUUGACAAAGUCCGCCAUCAAGGGGAAAACCAAGACGCUAAGAAAGAGGGUUCAUCCUUUGGAUCAAAUUCCUCCACUUUCACUAUGUCUCUUGAACAAAUUGCUGAGUGGAAGGAAAAAAUACUUGAAUACUUGUAUCAACAUCCAGCAUCAACUCCAGUUAACAUCAGGAAAAAUGUGGGCAUCGCUAAAGCUCCAGAACUUAACCAGAUCCUAAAUAAUUUGGAGAAACAAGGAGAUGUCUGCAGGCAAGGAAUAAACCCGCCAAAAUGGUCUCUUUCAGAUAAAAAACGUGAAAGAAUCUUGCUUAAAAAAAAAGCAAUAGAGCUGCGGGAGUCACAAGUUUUCCCGCAAGAAGAGCGAGAGACUUCAGUAGUACCUGAAGUGAUGGCAGAUGAGGAGAUAAAAGGAGAGAAUGGACAACAAGGCACAACAAUCGACUGUGCCGGUGGUGAGAUGAUUACAGAGACCACAGAGAACGAAGGUGACCACACACUUCCUGCUGAUAUUCCUACUGAUGAACCACCUAGGAAACGGGCCAAAGGCAUGGAAUUUGAUGACUACGAGAACGGCAAAUGGAUUCUUGAUGAUAUUCCAGAUAGCCUCAAUACAAUAAAAAGAAAUUCAGAGAUUCGUUUGGGUGGUGCAGAAGGUGACAUGAUUUCACAGUAUUACGAGCCCCCCAAAGAGAUGUCCCGUUUGGAGAAAUUACAAGCUUGCCAAGAAAAGAACCCGGUCAGCGGUCUCUUGGAAUUCACACACUUCUGCUCCCAGCAAUGCGACUUUAUUCUUCUUGAACAAAGUGGACCCUCACAUGAUCCCAGGUUUAAAAUCCAAGCAGUAAUCAAUGGCCGGCGGUUCCCACCAGCUGAAGCCAGCAACAAGAAAAAUGCCAAGAAGGACGCAGCUUCUCUCGCCCUGCGGAUUCUUCUGCGUGAGGAACAAGGAGGAACAGAAGAGGAAGUCCUGUCUGAGAAGUCUGAGGUUCGGGAAACACAGGACGACGUGAAACCUGUAUCGCAGACCCCUGCCGUUUGUGGUAAAAACCCUAUAAGCGUCCUCAUGGAACAUGGCCAGAAGUCUGGGAAUGUAUGCGAGUUUCUACUCUUGUCACAAGAAGGUCCACCCCAUGACCCCAAAUUCACCUAUGCUGUAAGAAUCGGUAAGCAGUCAUUCCCUCAGGUGACGGCCAGCAGCAAAAAAAUUGCAAAGCAACUAGCUGCGGAGGCAGCUGUUAAACAGCUUCUUGGAGAAUCUGCCUUGCAGCCAGAGAAGGCUGAACCAGUUUCCGACGGCUCCGAAUUUGUUCCAGCCCCAGAGCUUUCAACGGAAGAUAUAAAAAUGGCCCAGGGAUCUGGCGUACGGGACUUCAUCAAAUAUCUAAAUGCCAACCCAGUAAGUGGCCUUUUGGAGUAUUCUCGCGCCAAAGGCUUUGCUGCAGAGUUCAAGAUGGUCAGCCAGACUGGGCCUCCUCACGAUCCCAAGUUUGUUUUUCAAGCAAAGGUCGGGGGGCGAUGGUUCCCGCCUGUUACGGCAUCCAACAAAAAACAGGCUAAAGCUGAGGCAGCCGAUGCUGCUCUGAGAGUACUGAUUGGUGAGGGUGAAAAGGCCAUCCGUGAAGGGGAGAACAUAACGGAGCUUCCUGUAAGUGGCAGCACAAUUCAUGAUCAGAUUGCCAUGCUCAGUCAUCAGAAAUUUAACAGCUUGACUGCAAGGAUCCAAAACAGCCUGCUUGGGAGAAAGAUCCUUGCCGCGAUCAUCAUGAGAAAGAGCAGCAGCGAUCUGGGGACUGUAGUCAGCAUCGGAACAGGAAACCGCUGCGUAAAGGGAGAGGAACUAAGUUUGAGAGGAGAGACAGUGAACGAUUGCCAUGCUGAGGUUAUUUCUCGCAGGGGAUUUAUAAGGUUUUUGUACAACCAGUUAAUAAAAUAUAACCCAGAUAUUCCAGAUGAGAGUAUAUUUGAGGAGUCAGAAGGACAGCUUUUGAGAAUUCGGCCUGAAAUAACCUUUCACCUUUACAUCAGUACCGCUCCCUGUGGAGAUGGAGCACUCUUUGACAAGUCCUGCAGUGAUCAACCCUGUGCAGAUGGUGACAGCAAGCACUACCCGCUUUUUGAAAACCCAAAACAGGGCAAGCUGAGAACGAAAGUUGAAAAUGGAGAAGGCACGAUUCCUGUAGAAUCAAGUGAUAUUGUUCCCACUUGGGAUGGAAUCCAGCAUGGAGAGAGACUUCGCACCAUGUCUUGCAGCGAUAAGAUCUUGCGUUGGAAUGUCCUGGGUUUGCAAGGAGCAGUUCUCACCCACUUCAUAGAGCCAGUGUACCUUAGCUCACUCACACUUGGAUACCUGUUUAGCCAAGGGCAUCUCACGAGAGCAAUCUGCUGCCGCAUGACUCGCGACGGCUCUACCUUUCAGGAGCAGCUGCCGGAUAUGUUCAUUGUGAAUCACCCAGAGGUUGGACGGGUCAGUGUCUAUGAUUCCCACCGGCAGACAGGAAAGACCAAGGAAUCGAGUGUGAACUGGUGCCUCGCUGAUGAGGAGGUUGAAGUGCUGGAUGGGACAAAGGGAAAAGUGGAGGGGGCCAAAAUGGACAUCUCCCGCGUAUCCAAGCUUCACAUGUUUAAUCUAUUUCAAGAACUCUGCAAGAGGCGCCAGCGUGAAGAUCUUUUGACGUGCAGCUCGUACAGCGAUAUAAAAAACGCUGCACAGGUUUAUCAGGAGGCCAAAGGACAGUUCUUUAAAGCGCUCCAAAGUAUGGGAUACGGGAACUGGAUCAGCAAACCACAGGAGGAAAAGAGCUUUACUCUGACAGCAAAUUAAGUUUAAUACAUUUUCUGAAUGUUACCAGUUAUGCACUGAGUAUGUGUGUUAAGUGGCUGUUCCCUGCAAAAAAAACAAACUAUCCAUGACCAGUUUCUUGAUGGGACCUCCACCGUUCCACAAAACCCUUUGUCUUUGUUAAACAUUUAAUAACUUGGCCAUGGGGAACCAACAUUUUAAAUUCCAUAUCGUCUGAAUUUGAAUGAAAUCUCAGAUUACCAAAAAAAACUACUAUUUUUUUUUUCUGCAGCCCAGAAUCCAUGGUCCUUAUUAUUUUAUGUCUGUAUUAAAUUUGUUGAGAAAUAUGUCCUAUUAUGUGCAGUUUACAUUGAGCCUUUACUGCUGUCAAAUGAUUUUGUAGUGAAUGCUUGACAUGGACAUUCAAUCAGUUGUGUAGAUUGUGUUCUUUUAUAAUUUUAAAUAGUUUCUGAACAUCCAGUUGAACAGAUCUUUUUUUCUUUUUGCACUCUCCCCAUUGUGUCUAGAAUAAAGUUGAUCUGUAAUUUCAAA